This is a messenger RNA of Emericellopsis atlantica, 1251 nucleotides long. RefSeq names its product FAS1 domain-containing protein. NCBI's taxonomy places the organism in Eukaryota, Fungi, Ascomycota, Sordariomycetes, Hypocreales, Bionectriaceae. The record is from RefSeq and is a predicted model, not a curated record. Bases 1 to 1251 code for a protein of 416 amino acids. The transcript is spliced from 3 exons.
AUGCGUCUGCUCACUCUUGCCUCCUUGGUGGCUGCUGCCGCCGCGCAGUCCGACCUGGCCUCAACCCUCGCGUCCCAGGAUGACCUCUCGACGCUGCUCUCGGUCCUCCAGGGCCUGCCCGACCUUGUCGAUGCUCUCUCCUCCGCGACCAACAUCACCAUCUUCGCACCCACCAAUGAUGCCUUUGACUCCGUGCCCGAGGACAGCGCCAUUGGCCAGGCCAUUGCCAACAACGACACGACCGCCAUCAGCGCGCUGCUGUCCAACCACGUCUACCAGGGUCAGUACCCAGCCGACGCUGUCAUGGAGACACCCGUCUGGAUCCAGUCCCUGCUCGACGAUAGCUACGUGAGCGACGGCAUGCCCUUCAGCAACUUCACCGGCGGCCAGUACAGCGGCGUCGUCCUGGACGGUGACAACGUUGUCGUCAUCUCGGGCGAUCUGACCCUCUCCACGGUGACCGAAGCGGACAUCAUGGUCGGCGACAGCGUCAUCGUCCACAAGAUUGACAAGCCCAUUGCCUUCUCCCCCACCCUGGUGGACUACACCCGCCGCGAUGGCCUCCUCAACUUCAACGCCGCCCUGGCCACCGCCGACCUGCCCGUCAACUUUGGCGACGACAGCGACAAGAUGAGCAUCUCCGACUUUACCAUCUUCGUCCCCAACGACGCCGCCUUUGCGGCCAUUGGCUCCGUCCUCGAAGGUGCCGACCUCAAGACCCUCCAGGAUGUCCUGACCUACCACCUCGUCGCCGACAAUGUCGUCUUCUCCACCGCUCUCGGCAACGUCAGCCUGCCCAGCUACCAGGGCGCCGACCUAACCUUUACCGUGGCCGACGACGGCAGCGCCUGGGUCAAUGACGCCAAGAUCGUCUUCCCCAACGUGCUCCUGGCCAACGGUGUGGCGCACAUCAUCGAUGGUGUCCUCAACCCUGCCGAUGCUCCCUUUGACAGGGCGGACAUUAUGCCCGAGGCGGACGCCAGCGACCGUGUCGCCUUUGAGAACGCUACCCCCGUCUCCAUGCUCCCCUUCUCGACCACCACCCCCGAGAUGUCCUACACCACCCCCGAGCUGCUGCAGACCUACGCCGCCGUCGCUGCCGACGGCGACAUGGAGGCUACCAUGACCUCCGACAUGGGCGGUGACAGCACUGGCGAGCCCUCGUCCGUCCCCACGGACAGCGGCGCCGUCAAGAUGAUGACGGGCGGUGUCCUCGCCGGCGCCAUGCUGGUCUCCAUGCUGAUGAUCUAA